Blastomyces gilchristii SLH14081 is the source of this 6662-nucleotide messenger RNA. Its product is annotated as kinesin family protein. The record is from RefSeq and is a predicted model, not a curated record. Gene Ontology annotation, cellular component: microtubule; kinesin complex. Gene Ontology annotation, molecular function: ATP binding; ATP hydrolysis activity; microtubule binding. The transcript has 3 exons. The coding region runs from base 654 to 3095 and encodes 813 amino acids. Gene Ontology annotation, biological process: microtubule-based movement. Lineage: Eukaryota; Fungi; Ascomycota; Eurotiomycetes; Onygenales; Ajellomycetaceae.
CAACCAAUCUCAAGACUCCUCAGACCAAAAUCAUUUCUCAUCGACAAUAGUUGUGCUGUUCAAGUCCACAGCCGAUGGAAUGACUAGAUGUCGGACAAAACCCCCUACUUAGCUUCCCCGUGCUGGUUGCCCCAACAACACGCCCCCGAAUAUCCAUCCUCCCCACAAAUGCAUUUUGAGCUGAUGCUUUUGCCUGCAUCGACAGAUAGACAGGAUCUUCCGGGUAGCAAAGGUAGGUAUACACAGUGGUUUUUUCUUUUUCUUUUCUUUUUCUUUUCCCCUUUCUUUUUCUGUUGUUAGUUGAAUGUUGUUUCCUUUUUCUUUGAGUCGACGAAGCCCCGUAUUUUUCGUUAGGAUUGCUUUUUUUGACUGUUUGUUGUCCGCCGUUGUAAUAUCUCCAGCGAACAAGCCCACGAACACGGCGUGAGUGACAUGUAAGCUGUCGAGAUUUAGUAUUUGUGGAUUUUGGCUUUUUGUUCUUCUUUUCGUUAUAUUUCUUUCUAUAUCAAUUUUACAUCCCUUUUUCGGCAUUUGAAAUUGGCGAAUUUGAAGUCAAGCCGAACGAAGAGAGUUACGGAAUUCGUCCCCGAAGUACUUCGUACCGAUAUAAACAACAUAUCCCCUCCCUUCGAUAAGUCCCAUACUUCGUAGUCAUGAGCGUUCGCGUCAUCGCACGAAUCCGCCCGCUGCUCAAAUCGGAGAAGGAAAGCGAUAUCAUCGUCCGCUCGGGAACCACGGCGAUCUCCACCACAACAACUACACAGCCGCUAUCCACUUCCAAGAGUGACGCGAAAUCGACGAAGACGACGGCAUUGAAGGGCAAAAAGCAGAAAGAUGGCGCGAAAACGGCUCUAGCGUUGGAUCGGGAUAAUCUUGUCCGGAUCCCGAAUCCGAAGAAUGAAGGGGAGGAAUACAGUUUUCAGUUUAAUGGAGUGUACGGGGCGGACGUGUCGCAGCAGGAGAUUUUUGAUGGGGAGGUUGCCCCUACGAUAAAGCAUCUUUUCAACGGUUUCGACGUGACGAUAUUUGCUUACGGAGUUACGGGAACUGGCAAAACACAUACAAUGCGCGGAGGAAAGAGUCUACAUGACAGAGGAGUUAUCCCACGACUCCUGAGCGGCAUUUAUAGGCGCAGUCGUAAGAUUGAGCGGGAUAGUCAGGGUUCCACCAAGGUGGAUGUGGCCAUGAGCUACUAUGAGAUAUAUAACGACAAGGUGUUCGAUCUUUUUGAGCCACCAGAAAAGAGAACGGCUGCGGGUCUACCACUGCGGGAUGCGGGUGGAAAGACUGUAGUAGUUGGGCUGACCGAACGCCCCUGCACGAGUUUGAAAGAGUUCGAGACGUUAUACGAUCACGCCAAUGUGAAUAGGUCAACUUCAGCAACGAAGCUAAACGCUCAUUCGUCAAGAUCUCAUGCAAUCCUCUGUGUCAAGCUAGUGGUUACCACUGCUGAGCAGACCCGCGUGAGCCUUGCAUCGUGCAUUGAUCUUGCUGGAUCCGAAGAUAAUCGUCGAACCGACAAUGGCAAGGAGCGCAUGGUAGAGUCCGCAAGUAUAAACAAAAGCCUAUUUGUACUUGCUCAAUGCGUCGAGGCAAUCAGCAAGAAGCAAUCCCGAAUCCCGUACCGUGAAUCGAAAAUGACGAGGAUAUUGUCUUUGGGUCAAAACAAUGGGCUGACCAUCAUGAUUUUGAAUCUCGCUCCAAUACGCUCCUAUCACCUUGAUACGCUCAGUUCGCUCAACUUUGCGAACCGUACGAAGAAGAUCGAGGUCCGCGAAAUAGAAAACGAGCCCAUGUUCAAAGGGCCUCCACGGCCAACUAUUCGGGGAUCAGGGGUCACAGGGCCAGGAAUGCACCGACAACCUUUACGGCCACUCACUACUUCGAUUAAUGCAAAUAUAGUAUUACCAACUACAACUGAUCCAUCAAAGACAGCAGAAGCCAAACCUAUUAAGGCGUUCUCUGUGUACUCUGACAAGCCCCAGUCGAAGCCACCUACCAACGUCAAACGGUUUGAUCCUCCAAAGCGAUCCUCGCCAUUGAAACGCAGAUCUGAUGCAAGCGGUGUUGGCACCUUUCGACCAUCAAAGGUGUUUCGGCCUGCAGCUGCUGGCUCGCAUACCUUAGAAGGCAUAUCUGCGGCAAAGAUAGAAGAAAUGGUGGAGAGAAAGGUGGAAGAAGUUCUCGCUGCUCGAGCUUUGAACGAGGCUGAGAAGCAACGUGACGCCGAUCAUUCUUCCAGCAAUGGGCUCAAUGAGCAAGUGCAACGCCGACUUGAGCUACUUGAGCAAAGGAUUGAAGGGAAAGAGGAUGUGAGAGCGGAAGGGUUAUCCUACCUCUUGAUGGGAAAACAGCACCAGUCACGCGGCGAGGAUUCCUCAGCUCUAAGGAUGUAUCAGUUGGCCCAACCAUUUUUCCCCAGCAAUGAGAAACUGGAAACUAAAAUAAAGGCUUUGAAAGAGAAGUUAAAAUAUAAGGGACAAGAACAACUGCUGUCAUUUCCAGUCGCGGAAGAGAGUCGGGAUACCGGACCGGAAACAAAGCGCCCAAAAAAGCGAAAGAGGUAUGCGAAAGACGAAAGUUUCAAUUCUGAAUUUCAUGCUGAUGAUGACGACGACUACCAACCAUCCGAUCCGAAUGAGCAAUUCAGUGAUGAGGAAAUCACUAUAACUCAUUCUUAUACCCAGCCGUUAAAAAGAUCUGCGGCGCCUAAAACUAGCAAAUCUCGAAAACAGGCAUCUCAUCCGCCGUCCACUUCCCUAACACAUCAAAUACCAUCGAAAAAGGACGCAGACGUAACUUCUGAGGAAACACCUGAUUUGGAGCUUACCCCACGCACUAGCCACAUCAUUUCAACAAUAAAUACCAGGAAUGUCAAUCAAAUAAAGCUUCUUCGAGGCGUUGGGAUAAAGAAAGCCGAGGCCAUCGUUGACUGUCUGUGUGAAAUGGAUUCAUUGAAUGCUCAAGAUAAUGAUGAAAACGACAGCAGCGCUAUCGGUGGCCGGCCGCAAGUACAGAUACGCAGUUUAGCGGAGCUUGGGAAGCUGAAAGGGGUUGGUGCGAAAACUGUGGAGAAUAUGAGGAAUGCGAUUUGAGCAAUAUUCCGUGGCCCCUAAUUGUUACGGGGGGGGCGAAGACUCGAGCUGUCGACGCCUGUCGUUAAGCAAGUAGGGGGGCAUUAGGGAUAGGGGCAGGUCUACGAUUUGUUUUGUUUCUUCGCCUUCUAUUAUUUUGCGCGGUUCCAGAGACAUGUCCCGCACUUGACGUCUUUUUUAUAUACCUUUAUUGUCCUCGUAGUAGUUUCGCAUUGCUUCACAUGCAUAUUUCUCAUUAUCUUUAUCAUCAUCGCCCUUCAAGCACGGCGUUUUUGGAGUUUAUAUCAUUCUUUGAUCUAUGAUUUUUCUUUCUUGAUUGUCGAAAUGAUAUAAUGUAAUUUUUACAGUCUAUCAUCCCUUCUAUUGAGUGGCUGAUAUUGAUUCUGGACAGAAAAUAUUGAGCAUGACUUCCAACCACACCAAACCAGCCAUGCACCAAUUUCCGGCCAUAAAUUAUUCAGCUCAAGAAUAGAAACUGAGUGAUGGAAAGGCUAACUACCAAGCCGUGUGGCCCCCAUCAAUAACCAAUGAACUCCCUGUCAUGAACCUACUCGCCUCGCUCAACAAAAAUAUCGCCGCUCCGGUAAACUCUACCGGCUUCGCCAACCGUCCUAACAUAUUCUCCGACUCCCAGGUCUGCCACAGACCCUCCACCUUCUCAAAAGUUUGCUGCACCAUUGGCGUCAGAAUAUGCCCUGGACAUAGUGAAUUAACCCGAAUACCUUUCUGGCCCCACUCCAUUGCCAGGUUCUUCCCUAGUUGGAUAACCGCCGCCUUGGAUGAGUUAUACACUGGCGCAUUCAUCCCCUUGUUGGCCACGAGGCCACUCAUACUCGCCACGAGCACAAUUGAGCCAACACAUUCGUAUUCCAUCAUCUGCCUCGCAACCGCCUGCGCUGUCAUGAAGAGCCCCGUGUAAUUAAUGUCCAUGGUUUUUGUCACAUCUUCGGGCGAGUAGUCGAUCGCGUCGGUGAGUUGGAGGAUACCAGCUGCUGCCACGAGACCGUCAAGGCGCCGCUGGCGAGAUGCGAUUUUCCGGAUGGUUUCUUGUAGACGUUCUGAAUCUCGCACGUCAAGGUGAUGGUAGUGUAGCGAGCCGAUGUGUUCGCGGCAAGCGAGUUCUUGCGUCGCUAGGAAUUCUGAGUCCGUAUCCUGGAGGCGGUCUAGGCAGUUGACUUGGUUGGGGAGAAGUGGGAUCAGUUAUCUAUAGUCAAGGGUUGCGUUGGGCAGAGGUUUGGGGAUAUAUUUGAUAUUCCAAAUAUUCUCUCUGCCUAAGUUGUACGACUCACCUUCCGCGCCGGCUUCUGUCAUCGCCUCUGCCAUGCGGAGUCCCAGCCCUCUGCCACCCCCUGUGACAAUGUAUACUUUGCCCCUAAGGCUGAAUUGGCGCAUUGGGACGACGGCGGACGUCAUGUUUUCCGGGUUUCUUACAAACACUUCAAAAAAAAUGUGAAAAUUAAGGAAUUUCUACUUAGUCAAAGGAAGAAUAAAUAUUAUGAUUCUGAUUUUUCAGUUACUGUCGUUUCGGAUCAAAUACAAACAGCGGGGAAAUGCACACCCCCUUUUAUAGGAUCAUAGAUCCUCUAACAUGAAAAGUAAAGGGAAACGGCGGGCACAUAACGCUCCAAGCCCAACAAUGCUUGAUUUCAAGCAAGGAACACAAAAGGAUGCACGCUCUAAUUGAGUAUACGGUGGGUGGGUUAAGUGGGUACAAAAUUGACGGUAUCGUGUUUGGCGUUGCCUGAGAAAAAGCUGAUUACAUCCUGCCUAUAGUUCUGAAAAAUAUGGAGAAAUCUGUCGCGGAACUUUUGGGUUGCCAGCACAUACGUAAAUGUGACAUAUGCGUAGCACAUAAUAAUUGUCUUUUGCAAAGAGCUAGGAUGGUUGGACAUAGCUGAUGUUGGGAUGUAUGACGUCACAUCACUGCUGCUUGGGGACACAGUGCUUGUGUUCAACAUUUUGUAUAGGGCUUCUGCUUCCUUGCGUGGAUGAUAACUGAAAGAGGUGAUUCGCAAGGUUGCCUAGCAUUUUCUUCCCUUUUGACGAAUUGGGGAAUUGCUGCGGAUGAGAUGGCGGCUAUAGCGUCUGACAGCACCAAGCGGAGAUGGAACUGUUCCUGACACGGAGUUUGAUGAGGUCCGGCGAGCUUCGGAUACCCUGAGAUUCAGUAAGAUGACAUUUCGUAAAGGGCAUGAUAAGAGAAGAAAAGCAUUUCGUUAUUUGCAAGAAAUAUAUUCAUUAAACAGUUUCAAAAGAAUGUCGACUACGGUACUCUGAUGUUCUUGCCUUGAACCCUUUUUGAACAUAAUAAACCCCGGCGUUUGACCCGAUAAGAACGUGAUUAGUGUAAAAUAUGCCCAGGGAGCUGCAAUACAUUGCGUUUGGCACGAGCCUUGCUACAAUUUUUUGGUGGUGAUAAUUUUUUCAAAAAGCAAUUCCAUAAAAGGGAGCUCCAAAUUGGUAGAUUCUCAGGGUCUCUGCUUUGCCUUUUUCGUUCUCUGACGUGUUUUUACCCAGAAAGCUUCAAGGGGGGUUCAAGGGGAAAAUAGGGACAGAAGAGCAGUUUUCCAGCCUUCAGUUUCGCCAGGCUUUAUACACCCAAAUUUCGAAUCCUCUGUUAGCUGCGGAAACCGUAAACCAUCGUGAGAAGCAAAGGAUUCCGUUUUAAGGGAGCCUGCGGAAAGUAUCCGCAAGUUUAUCAACCGGCGUCAUGACAAACGCAGUCACGUUCUCAAAGGCAGGAUGGUGGGGUCCUGCAGGGUGUAGGCGUGUUGGAAUGAACAACUUCGUUUUCUUGAAAGAUUUGGAAAGCCCUUCGCUAUCCUCACUGCUGAUUGCGUCCUCAAGAGCAGGGAGAUCGUCCUCCUCCUCGUUUCUCAUGUGCGUGGAGAGAUUGUCCAUGAGAGAGUUGAUUGUCGGCUCGAAGUUUGCAUCUGUCGGCUUCAAGGAUUGGAACUCCAAUAGCUGAUCUUUGGUCUAUUUGUUUCCCUCAGUAUUAGCAUUCAUUCAUUGUUGCCCUGCUUUUUAUCAAAUAGCUAGGCGUGCAAACAUAGCUAUCUCCAUUCUCUUACCUGCUGAUGUCUCUCGCGAUCCUUAUCUACCCGCUCCUUGCCAUCUGCUAAAUGCUGUUCAAAUGCUGGGUAAAGUAGCAGCUCUUCAGCUGCAGAAAGACGAGCCAACUCCCAUACAAACUGGUUUUGAAACCUAGCUUUGAUAAUAUCAUUAUCGGCGUUGACUAUCUGGUUAUGGAAUGCCUGCAGCUCCCUGUGGUCCUUUUUGAUCGAGUCAGAUAUAGAAACCAUGGCGUCGGGUGGCGGCUGGUUGCGCUGGAUCCUAAACUCAGAGGUUGAGAUGGAUUGUAUCACUACGGGUUGGAAUUCGCUUCAACAAACACAAUAACCGGCUGCAGUGCAAGGCCAGCUUUAUGAUCGUGGGUUUGAUGUCAUUAUUAAGAGAGACGAGUUUAAAUGUUGGCAGUCGCUCCGGCUACUUCGCGUCCCACAAUAUGAAUCCUACAUUAAAUAGCUGUCAGCUGCUGGAUGUAAUGAUGUAAUGAUAAGGUUUGGC